CCUGUCUUCUGUGUCUCAGGUGUGUUUGUGGGUCUCGGCCUCAGUGGAGUCGUCCCCACGCUGCACUUUAUGAUCACCGAGGGCUUCCUGAGGGCCACCACCAUGGGUCAGAUGGGCUGGCUGUUCCUCAUGGCUGUCCUGUACAUCACCGGAGCCUGCCUGUACGCUGCACGCAUCCCCGAGAGAUUCUUCCCUGGCAAGUGUGACAUCUGGUUCCACUCCCAUCAGCUGUUCCAUAUCCUGGUGGUAGCAGGUGCUUUUGUGCACUUCCACGGUGUUUCCAACCUGCAGGAGUUUCGUUACACAGCUGGCGGAGGCUGUGCGGAGGAGGGUGGCGUGUGAGCCCCGUGUCCUGCGGUGCUUGAAACGCACCACUAGAGGGACAACGUUCCUCUUACCUUUGCCGCCAACAACUGUUCCUCCUGCCCAUGAGGGGUAAACCUAAGAGGACAGCACUGAACGACAAAGUUACCCACCUUUAUUUUUCUUAUUUUUCUCUUUCCGUUUCUGGUUUGUUCUCUGUUUUGCCCCUUAAAUAAACUACAUCAAGGGAUAAGGUGGACACAGGUUGAGGAUGGCAGUUUGUGUUUCCUAAGAUCAUAUAUUGAGAAAGAGGAGGCUUUUUGGCUUGGUCUAUUGCUGUUUGGUGGUCUGUUGCUGUUUUUUCUUUGCACAAGAAAAAGUGUUAAACUCAAAAACAAACAGCAACAA
Messenger RNA from Sinocyclocheilus rhinocerous, 711 nucleotides. Its product is annotated as adiponectin receptor protein 2-like. Gene Ontology annotation, cellular component: plasma membrane. The transcript has 3 exons. NCBI's taxonomy places the organism in Eukaryota, Metazoa, Chordata, Actinopteri, Cypriniformes, Cyprinidae. The record is from RefSeq and is a predicted model, not a curated record. The coding region runs from base 70 to 342 and encodes 90 amino acids. Gene Ontology annotation, biological process: adiponectin-activated signaling pathway. Gene Ontology annotation, molecular function: signaling receptor activity.